Nematolebias whitei (Rio pearlfish) is the source of this 1239-nucleotide messenger RNA. RefSeq names its product platelet-derived growth factor receptor-like protein. Lineage: Eukaryota; Metazoa; Chordata; Actinopteri; Cyprinodontiformes; Rivulidae. The coding region runs from base 57 to 1217 and encodes 386 amino acids. The transcript is spliced from 7 exons. The record is from RefSeq and is a predicted model, not a curated record.
UCACUGCGUUGGACUGGCUGAACUAAGGAGACACUUUGAUAAUCCACAGAUGAACCAUGCCUCCAUUGAACUUAUGUGGGUCGAAGUGGAGACUGGUGCUGGGCUCUCUCCUUGUUUCAGCCCUGAUCUUUGAGUUAGAUGCUCAAGGACAGAAGACCACUUUAAGAACCAAACCUAAACUUGGAAGAUCGACAAAUAAAGAGGCAAAACCUGCGAGAACAAAACCAAAACUCAAACCUUCACCUUCACCCCAGGCACAGACCUCCAUAACACAGGUGCUGAAAAGAGGUAAGUUUCAGAAAGUGGGAGAGACCCUGAGUGUGCAGACAGGAGAAACUUUGGAGCUGAGGUGUAGAGGCAAACCUGUGCAGUGGAGCGUCCCCCCUUAUCUGGAGGAAGAUGAUGAUGGAAGACUCAGGAUUGUCCAACAGGAGCGAUAUAACGUCCUGACCUUGGUCAACACGACAGGUGCGGACACUGGAGAGUACAUCUGCUACCCAAUGUUCUGCGAAGACCAAGACUGCAGGAAGGAGUACAACAAAGCAGCCAAAGUCUUCAUCUUUUUUCCUGACCCACAGGAAUUAUUUGUUCCCUCGUCUAACUACUACGAGAUGAUUCAGCUGAGGAGCAACUGGCCGACAGUCCUCCCCUGCCAGGUGACGUCACCGGAAGCACAAGUGACCCUGUACCGUGAGUUCCCACCGGCGCAGGUGGCGGUGGACGGGACAGAGAUCUCUUUUGACGUCAAGAAGGGCUUCACCAUCCAUCGACCUCGGCCUUUCCAUGCAGGGGUCUUGUACUGUGUGGCCGGUUUGGGCAGCCUGAGGCAGAGUUCCAUCAAGUACAUACUCAUCUACGUUAACUAUCCCAUGGCUCCUCCUGCUCCGGUGAUCCAGGCCUCAUUGAGCACGGUGGCUGUGGGGGAGAACCUGCACGUCACCUGCACGGUGGUGGGAGAACAGGACGUGAACGUAGAGUUCACCUGGGAAUACCCGGGACAGCAGAUUGGGAGGCCUCUGUACACUCAGGAGAGCAUCAGCCGGGUCAGCGGAGGGGGCCCCCGACAGCAGUCUCAGUCUGUCCUUCUGGUGGACGAGGUGAGAGACGUGGACAAGGGGACGUACACCUGCACCGCUGAGAACCUGCAAGGAGCCAAAUCAGUGUCCACCACAGUUAAAGUGCUUCCCAAAGCUAAAACCAAGAGACCGCGAAUAUAACGUGCAGGAAGACAUCUCUGGC